Messenger RNA from Culicoides brevitarsis, 2369 nucleotides. Its product is annotated as organic cation transporter-like protein. The record is from RefSeq and is a predicted model, not a curated record. The transcript has 6 exons. Lineage: Eukaryota; Metazoa; Arthropoda; Insecta; Diptera; Ceratopogonidae. Gene Ontology annotation, molecular function: transmembrane transporter activity. Gene Ontology annotation, biological process: transmembrane transport. The coding region runs from base 365 to 2050 and encodes 561 amino acids.
AAUUGUCUGAUUGCAUUGACACCUUCUUCUUCUUUUAAUUGUGCGCUAAUUUGUGAACAUAUCACACACACGGGAAAAACUCUGAGGCGUCUGUGUGCAAAAUUUCGCGUACAUCAACACUCACACACGAAUUUUUAAUGCAAACAUUUGUCUAAAUAAUCAAAUCAUUCCAGAUAUUUAAUGGUAAGACAAAGCUGAAAGUCGUCGCUUGAAACCACCUCUUGCGGAAUUCGAGCCAUUUCUCCAGCAAUCGCAUAGUGACAUCGCGUCCCACAACGAAACAGCACCAACAAAGCAAAACAACGAACACCAUAGCAAUAACAAUAUAUCAAGUACAAUUGAUGAGGAGAAAACUCAAUCAAGGAUGACAUACAAAACGGACGUUAUCGGCGAUAUCUUGGGUCCUAUCGGCAAAUGGCAACUAAAAGCAAUAUUUCUCAUCUAUCUCACGAAAAUUCCAUCGUCAUGGUUCAUGGCAUGUGUAAUUUUCACCGCUCCCGCUCCAGAACACGGAGAAGUUUACUGCAAGCCUUCCACUAGUUCAGUUGCGAUCGGUCCACACAAUCACACGGAUUGGAUUAAAAUUGCGCAUCCAAUGAUCGAAGAUCCGCACGACAAGGAAUUCAAAUUCGAUUACUGCAACGUGUACAACGAUGCUCACGAGCAUGCCGAGCUAUUUUUCAAUGACACGGGAAUGGAACAUCACAUUGAGCCGUGGCAGAAACCGCAUGCCGGCGACAACAUAAUCCCAUGCGAGAAUUUUGAAUAUCGACCGGAAUACGUUUCAGUGGUCACACAAUUUGAUUUGGUGUGUUCGAGAGACGUGAUGAUUGCGGUAACGCAAUUUUUCCAUCUGUUUGGCGUACUGUGGGGUGGAAUUAUUGCCACAAAACUCAUGGAAUUCAUAAGCCCGAAACGAUUAAUGCUUUUGGGAAUGUUUGCACAAAUAUUUAGUGGUUGUCUGACUGGUUUAGUGAACAAUUAUUGGCUGCAUGUCUUCUUCAGAUGUACUUCGGCUAUCUGUUGCGGGCAAAUGUACACCGGUGGCCAAGUAAUUUUUACUGACAUCACAUCCGGCAAGUACAAAACAUCGGCAAUCGCUCUAUUCGAACAAUUCUGGAGCAUCGGUCUCAUUUUGCUUCCCGGUGUCGCUUAUUACUGGAGUUCAUGGACAUAUCUUUACAUAGCGAUUUCAUGCCCGACUGUCAUUCUGAUUUAUCUUUAUCGUUGGAUCCCGGACUCGCCACGUUGGCUUCUCAAAAAUGGCAUGAUUGAAGAAGCUAAGGAAGUUUUAAUCGAAGCUGCUGAAUUCAAUGGCACUCCAGACCGGAUUCCAAAGGACUUGGAUGUCUUAUUACAAGCGGAAAUGGAAUGCGAGGCUCCACCACAACCCAGUUGGUUCUCAAUUUGGGAAAAUAAACGCACAACCAUCAAUUUAAUUUGUUGUCAUAUCGGAUGGUCCAUUUAUAUUAUGGUCUAUUAUGCGUGGUUGCUGAAUAUCCGGGUUUAUGGACGACAAUAUUUGGAAGUAAAUACAGUGGUUGCGGCAAUUUCCGAACUAAUAGGCGUCUUUUCCGGAUAUUACUUUAUCAUGUGCACAACUCGGAAAUGGAUGUGGACCAGUUUAUUCAAUAUGGUUGGCGGAUUAGUCGGUUAUUCGAUUUGGUUUUUGCCGCCAGAGAUUAAAGGUCCAGAAAAAGUCGCACUGCAAAUGUGCACAUCGAUGGUGGCUAAAAUUGCAGUUUCCAGCACUUUGUGCCUACUCACGACAUGUACACAGGAACUUGUGCCGCCAGAAAAACGAAAAGUUCUCGGAUAUUGGAGUACAGUGUGGGCACGAACUUGGCUACUCGGAGCUCCAUUUAUCGGAGCGUUAGGCUAUUUCUACGGGAAAUUUAUUCCACAAACGAUUCUCGCUACAAUGACCUUCAUGGGAGGCGUCAUUACGAGUUAUAUCGAGAUUCCACGCACACAUCCAAAGAAAUGCAAAACCAACGAGGCAAAAUAUCCGGCUGAGCUGAGUCCCGAAAUUUUUACGGUCAAGUUGUGACGGUUAAUGUGUAGGACGAAAUCCUACACCGUCACAGACCCCAAAACGAAUAACAUGAAGGGGAGUUUGUCUUUUCCUUGAUUAUUGCUAAACAAACGAAUUACUAUAUCGAAAAAAACCUAGUUGCUCAAUUCUAGUCUAUAUACUGUUAUGUACUGUUAUCAUGUGCAAUUGAUUAUAGCUUUAAGUUUUAAGUACAUUCCACAAUCAAAGUUUAUUUAUUUUUUGAGAUACUUAACUGCGAAACCUACGAAAGAAAUUGAAUUGUGAUCAAAGAAUGAGAAAAUAUUUACUAUAAUGAGAGCAAUUUACUUAUUGU